This is a messenger RNA of Neodiprion fabricii, 2692 nucleotides long. RefSeq lists its product as uncharacterized. Gene Ontology annotation, cellular component: cytoplasm. The transcript has 12 exons. NCBI's taxonomy places the organism in Eukaryota, Metazoa, Arthropoda, Insecta, Hymenoptera, Diprionidae. Gene Ontology annotation, biological process: sulfation. Gene Ontology annotation, molecular function: sulfotransferase activity. The record is from RefSeq and is a predicted model, not a curated record. The coding region runs from base 392 to 2563 and encodes 723 amino acids.
GUCGUUAUUCACCCGUUGACCCAAUCGGUUCAACCAACAAUAAUUUUUGUUAGACAUGUGGAACAUAGUCAUAAAGAGCCUACCUCCACUUCUUGGACACUUUGCAAAUUAAUUUUACUGCUAAAAAGACCUUCUUUAAAACCCUUUUAACACAAUCACAUACUGACUGUGAAGAAACAUAUUUCUUUAAUCUUUUUAAUUAAUGACUUCCAACUAUUAACUCCUACAUGUAAAAUAACUAGAAGAUUGACAUUGACUACCGUCACUCAAAGAACAUUGUCUCCACUAAUUUUAAAUUGUGAAUUCGACUACAUCUUAGUCCACUUGCUUAUUAAAAAAAAGUUCAGUUACAAGCAAAACUUGAAACCACGUGGAAAAAGGCAAAAUUAGAAUGCAUCUGCAAGUCGAACAAUUCAGCGACGAAAUAAAGGAUCUGAUGAAAACCGUGUACCAGAAUCCGUUUCGUGGUGAUUUUGUUAAAGUGAACGGCGUAACGUUGCCGGAAAAAUAUGAAAAGUUGGCGGACGCCAUUGAGAACUUCCAAGUUCGCGACGACGAUGUCUGGGUUUGCAGCUUCCCGAAGACCGGCACGACUUGGGCGCAGGAAAUGGUUUGGUGCAUCGCGAAUGAUCUCGAUUACGAACGAGCGAAAGUUCCUCUGACGGACAGGUUUCCUUACUUCGACAUUUCGACGCAUGGCGACUUUCCUGCAAUGGUGGAGGCCAAUCCUGGAAUCCAGAUACCCAGCCAACUAGUUGACAGUGUCAAUUACACAGCCAAUGUACCCAGUCCGCGAUUCAUCAAGACCCAUCUACCGUUCAAUCUUCUUCCGCGGCAGCUCCGAACCGGGGAGAAAAGGCCAAAAAUUAUUUACAUCGUUCGCAACGUCAAAGAUACUUGCAUCUCUUACUAUCAUUUCACGAGAAUCUUGGAAGGUCUGCAAGGGAGCUUCGAGGACUGGUGCAAUCUCUUUCUUAAUGAUGCUGUAAUGUACGGACCAUUUUGGAAGCACGCGCUUGGUUAUUGGAAGAAAAGAAUCGACGAGAAUCUGCUGUUCUUGAAGUACGAGGAUAUGAAAAAGGAUUUACCGUGGGUAAUAAAGAAGACUGCGACGUUCCUCGGGAAGAAUUUGACCACCGAUCAGUUGUCGUCCCUGACCGAGCACUUGAGUUUCGAGACCAUGAAAGCAAAUCCAGCGGUGAACAACGAACAUUUGAUUUAUGGAAUUAAGAAAUUGACGCAAUCGAAAGUCGAUGGAAAAUUCAUGAGGAGUGGCGAGAUGAACCAAUGGAAAUCCGAGAUGAGUCCGGAUAUCAUCGAACGAUUCGACCAGCAGACGCGAGAAAAUUUGGAGGGAACUCGUCUGUACUUUAAAAAUAAGAGGCCAUUGUCACGAGCGGCGAACGUCGUCAACAACGCUGUGGAGGGAGUGCCAUUGUGGAGCUUUGCUAUCGUGAUCGCGUCACUACGCCACGAACCAAUCGCGCCGGGGAAUAAACCGAGAAAGAUCGUCACUGUUCAACUUCUCCCUCCGUCAGCGCUCGGCCGCUCUACCGACGUAAAAAGAGGCAAAAUUAGAAUGCAUCUACAAAUAGAACGGUUUAGUGAUGAAUUGGAGGAUAUGAUGAAAACCAUGUACAAUCAUCCUUUUCGUAAUGGUCUUAUUAAGGUGAAUGGCUUCACGAUGCCAGGAACAUAUGAAAAGUCUGCGGACGCCAUUGAGAACUUCCAAGUUCGUGACGACGAUGUCUGGGCUUGCAGCUUCCCGAAGACCGGCACGACUUGGACGCAGGAAAUGGUUUGGUGCAUCGCGAGUGAUCUGGAUUACGAACGAGGAAAGGUUCCUCUGACGGAAAGGUUUCCCCACUUGGAUCUUUCGACGCGUGCCGACUUCUCCGCCAUAGUGAAAGCCAAUCCUGAAAUUCACAUACCCAGAGAAAUGGUUGACAGUAUCAAUUACACAGCCAAUUUACCCAGUCCGCGAUUCAUCAAGACCCAUCUACCGUUCAAUCUUCUUCCGCGGCAGCUCCGAACCGGGGAGAAAAGGCCAAAAAUUAUUUACAUCGUUCGCAACGCCAAGGAUACUUGCAUCUCUUACUAUCAUUUCACUAGAAUCUUGGAAGGUCUGCAAGGGAGCUUCGAGGACUGGUGUAAUCUCUUUCUCCAAGAUGCUGUGAUGUACGGACCAUUCUGGAAGCAUGCGCUUGGUUACUGGGAGAAGAGAGUCGAAAAGAAUCUGCUGUUCUUGAAGUAUGAGGACAUGAAACAGGAUUUACCGAUGGUAAUAAAGAAGACUGCGACGUUCCUCGGGAAGAAUUUGACCACCGAUCAGUUGUCGUCCCUGACCGAGCACUUGAGUUUCGAGAACAUGAAAGCAAAUCCAGCGGUGAACAACGAACAUUUGAUUUAUGGAAUUAAGAAAUUGACGCAAUCGAAAGUCGAUGGAAAAUUCAUGAGGAAUGGUGAAAUGAACCAAUGGAAAUCCGAGAUGAGUCCGGAUAUCAUCGAACGAUUCGACCAGUGGACGCGAGAAAAUUUGAAGGGAACUCGUCUGUACUUUUAAAGAGAAUGUAGCGUACAAUAGCUUUAGGUAACAUCGUAAAAAAGUCCGUCAACACGGCAAAGCGUGACUAGCGCAUCUGGUUUAUGAAUGUAUGAUACUUUGUACAAUGUGUAAGAAAAUAAAAUAUUA